This is a messenger RNA of Vespula pensylvanica (western yellowjacket), 2231 nucleotides long. RefSeq names its product chymotrypsin-2-like. The transcript is spliced from 4 exons. Lineage: Eukaryota; Metazoa; Arthropoda; Insecta; Hymenoptera; Vespidae. The record is from RefSeq and is a predicted model, not a curated record. Gene Ontology annotation, molecular function: serine-type endopeptidase activity. The coding region runs from base 674 to 1429 and encodes 251 amino acids. Gene Ontology annotation, biological process: proteolysis.
CGUAAUAGGAGGAGCGCGUUUACGUGUGCGCGAUUCGUUCCUUUGUAGAGAAGGAUGCGCGCUGGCGCACCAGUUUCCCUACCAAUGCAAUUCGUCCACACCAACGACCGACCUACAGCCUCGGGAGAUAAACGCGUCAAAAUUUAUUAUCAAAAUUAGCUAUCUAGCGAAGAAUCGCGUUCCUAUUUUAUACGGUAUAUUGACUCUCGCGCCGAGUAAAUAAUCCAACUUUAAGAAACGUGGACGAUACGACGCAAGAGAUAGUAACGCGCUAACGCUUUCGAAUUUGAUCCCAGCUAUUGACGCGGUUUCGCGUAGAAAGAAUUAAAGAAUUUAUUCCUCCGGUCGUGUGGUUCGCUCUAUACGUUCUAAGGAAAACUCGUCGAGCCGAAGACGACGAUAAAGCGUAGAAAGCGAUAUCAGUGAGAUUCUCCCGAAUGUUUGUUUACGUUCGUCGAGAGGGCAAAUACGAGGUAUCGCCGUAAGAGCACCGCUCUAUUUUAGUAAAUCGUUGGACGCAAGCUCGAUCGCCUCGCGAGAUAUUAUUUACGUAGAGACGUGAGUAAAGACAGGUGUGAUCGAAGGACGCGAAAAAGUCGCGAUGUAAAGCAAUCGUUCCUUUUCGAUUCUCUAUCCGUUCUACUACUGGAAGAUUUGAAACUUUAUACGCGAUAUGGCGAGCCGCAAUAUCAUCACGCUUUUAUUUCUGGUAAUCACGUCGACGACGGCUGCUAUUGGUCGAGAGACUCGCGGUUCGCGCGUUAAAAGAAUAGCAGGCGGAGAAGACAGCGAUUCGAAGGAGUUUCCCUUUCAAGUCUCUUUACGUUAUUCGGACGCCGUGCACAUUUGCGGGGGCGCGUUGAUAAGCGAAAGACACGUCUUGAGUGCCGCGCAUUGCGUGUGCGAGCUCUUCGAGGAACCUUACGACGAUCUGUCGGUGGUGACUGGUACGAGGAAUGUCAAAAGAGGCGGUCAGGUUCAACGAGUGAAGAACGUCCAUUGUCAUCCCGAUUACGUUUUCGGCGCGGAGAACUCGUGGACUCACGACUUGGUCGUCCUCACGAAUCUCAUCGAUCUGCCAGCUUCGGACACGCCGGAAAACGUAUCGGCGAUCUUAACCGGUUGGGGCAGACGUCAUUCGCUUGGUCCGUUGUCGAACGUCUUACAAAAAGUGACUCUUACCACUAUAACCAACGAGGAUUGUCAAACGUAUUACAACAAUACUAUUUUACCGUCCCAACUGUGUACCUUGGAACAUAAGGGAGUUGGCGCCUGCAAGGGCGAUAGCGGCAGUCCGCUAACUUACAACGAUCAAAUCGUCGGUAUAUUUUCUUGGACUAAGCCGUGCGCAGUGGGCUCGCCCGACGUCUACACCAGAAUUUAUCAAUUUAUAGAUUUCAUUACAAAUAUCACACGAUACGAGGAUUAACGAGCGAGAGUCGAUCGUUUCGCAUGAAAAAAGAUUCGAACAAUUGAAUUAUAUAACAAUGUCGUCGUAUUCGUUGAUAAACGCGGCUUACGGAGAAUAUUCCAAAAAUGAUUGAAAAGUCGAUCGAAUCGACGAUUGUUGCUCCACUCUCUUUCCUCUUUCGACUCAUCGAUGUUCUAAUCGGAGGUUGAAUUUACGUCGAUUUACUGAUUUUAGCUUGAACGACAAAACGAUCUCGUUUGUUGACGCGUACGCUCUCUGACGACAGAGUUUACGUAUCAAUCAGCUUGCGUUCGACGAUUAUUCGCUCGAGAUCCGAUACCGAUCGGACCGUCGUAUCACGUUCUUAAAUCAAUACAGAUUGCUUUAUCGUUCCGAUCGAUCGUUGUCAUUUCUUAAUCGAUCAUCUUUGACGUUAAAGAUUAUCAAAAGAUGAGCACGCGAAAGCGCGUUUUCGUGGAAAACGCGGUUAGAGAGGUUCGUGUCUGUUAUUAUUUAUCGUAAGCCGAGGGAGAAAGGUUAUGUCGACGGUUCUUAAAAUACAGAUAUGAAACUGUAGAUUCCAGAGAUGGCACAAUACAUACCGAAUUUUAUAACCGAAGAAGAAGAAAGUCAAAUAACGAAACAUGUUAAUACCGUCCCCCUUCCGAAGUGGACUCAAUUGAGUUACAGAAGAUUACAAAAUUGGGGCGGUAUACCUCACCCCAAGGGGAUGAUAGCGGAAGAAAUACCAAGCGUGAGUAAAUCGUUGUAAAUGAAAAAUAAUGUAAUAUGCGAUAAUAAAUUUUCAGUGGCUUCGAAA